AUGACGUCCAGACGAGUGACCAGCAGCUGCAGCCGGCCUAGCUCGACAGCCUCCCGUAGAAUAAGAGACAGCAGCAGUAGUAUCGACUUGGGACUGUACUCGCCGAUAUUGGGACGGCACUUUAGAAUACCUAGCUUUUACAACGAGCUGCCUGUCAUCGAACUGGAUGAUACUUUGCCUUACGUUCCUGUCUAUUGCCAUUUCACCAUACCAGAUAUCGAGCCUGUAGUUAGGCCACCAACUCCUCCUAUACUAAAGGAACUGAGAGCAGAGUUGUAA
This is a messenger RNA of Copidosoma floridanum, 279 nucleotides long. RefSeq names its product WD repeat-containing protein on Y chromosome. The record is from RefSeq and is a predicted model, not a curated record. Lineage: Eukaryota; Metazoa; Arthropoda; Insecta; Hymenoptera; Encyrtidae.